GGAGGAGUGGCCCUUGAGUCCCCCUGCACCUGGUCCACAAGACGCCCGUGAGCCUCGGAACCCAGGAAAGCUGUCCAGGUACCCCAGGAAUGCCAGAACUCUGAGUGAGACUGGCUGAGAGCUGACCUCGUCUACCUUGUCCAACCCAGGAUCAAGAUGCUGAGCCUGAAGCUCCCUAGGCUGUUCCGCAUAGACCAGGUACCCCAGGUGUUCCAUGAGCAAGGCAUCCUCUUUGGCUACCGACAUCCACAGAGUUCUGCCACUGCCUGCAUCCUCAGCCUUUUCCAAAUGACCAAUGAGACCCUCAACAUCUGGACACACUUGCUGCCCUUCUGGUUCUUUGUGUGGAAGUUCGUGACUGCACUGUAUAUGACGGACAUUCAGAAUGACAGCUAUUCAUGGCCCAUGCUUGUAUACAUGUGCACCAGCUGCGUGUACCCCCUGGCAUCCAGCUGUGCACACACCUUCAGUUCUAUGUCCAAGAAUGCCCGGCAUAUCUGCUACUUCCUGGACUAUGGUGCCGUCAACCUCUUCAGCCUGGGUUCAGCCAUCGCGUAUUCUGCAUACACAUUCCCGGACGCACUGGUGUGCAGCACCUUCCAUGACUACUAUGUGGUCCUGGCUGUGGUGAACACCAUCCUCAGCACUGGCCUCUCCUGCUACUCCAGGUUUCUUGAAAUCCAGAAGCCCGGGCUCUGCAAGCUGCUCCGGGUCCUCGCCUUCGCCUACCCCUACACUUGGGACUCCCUCCCCAUCUUCUACAGGCUCUUCUUGUUACCAGAGGAGAGUUCAAGAAAUGAAGCCAUCUUGUACCACCAGAAGCACAUGGUUAUGACCCUCCUGGCAUCUUUCUUGUACUCUGCUCACCUGCCAGAGCGCCUGGCCCCUGGGCGCUUUGACUACAUCGGUCACAGUCACCAGCUGUUUCAUGUGUGUGUGAUCCUGGCUACACACUUGCAGAUGGAAGCCAUCCUUCUGGACAAGACUCUAAGGAAGGAAUGGCUCUUGGCCACCUCCAGAACCUUCUCUUUCCCUCAGAUAGUGGCAGCCAUACUUCUGUGCAUCAUCUUCAGCCUCAGCAACAUAAUUUAUUUCUCUGCUGCUCUGUAUCGGAUUCCUGAGCCAGAAUUACAUAAAAAGGAAACAUGACUGCAGAAUAUUUGCCUUGGAUGCCAGACAUCGAUGCUAAGCCAUUGGUGCGGUGCUGUCUGCAGUGGCCAAAAGUGUUCAUAGUGACUGAUGUCCUGAAUGGGUUCAUGUCAAAAAGUAUUUAACUGGGGGAGAGUUCUCUCAUUGUGCACUGAUCCUGUGUGUG
Molecule: messenger RNA, 1315 nt
Organism: Nannospalax galili (Upper Galilee mountains blind mole rat)
Lineage: Eukaryota; Metazoa; Chordata; Mammalia; Rodentia; Spalacidae
Gene: Paqr5
Product: progestin and adipoQ receptor family member 5
Exons: 8
Coding region: 157-1149 (330 amino acids)
Cellular component (GO): membrane
Molecular function (GO): signaling receptor activity
Source: RefSeq, a predicted model, not a curated record